Messenger RNA from Syzygium oleosum, 2353 nucleotides. RefSeq lists its product as uncharacterized. The record is from RefSeq and is a predicted model, not a curated record. The coding region runs from base 44 to 2107 and encodes 687 amino acids. The transcript is spliced from 10 exons. NCBI's taxonomy places the organism in Eukaryota, Viridiplantae, Streptophyta, Magnoliopsida, Myrtales, Myrtaceae.
UCACAGAGCGCGGAGACGGAGAAGAGAUAGCGAGCACCGAACGAUGGCGACGGCGACGGCGACGGCGACGGCGACGAAGAGGAAGCAUCUCUCCUCCAUUGCGAACGACGUCGUGCACAGAUGCGCGCUGCAAUUAGGCACUUCUGUCGAUAGAUUUGUGGAAGAGUUUGAACCUGAGUGGAAGCCCGAUUCAGUCGGUUAUUCUAGAAAGUUCGUGGAGUUUUGUAGCUCAAAGGCUAUUAUCGACAUGUGUCCGAGCAUAGGUGGAAAGAUAAGUGAUGGAUCUUUCAGCCGGUUGACAUUCGACAUGAUGCUUUCAUGGGAAAUGCCCAGUUCUGCUGAUGAGGAGCCUGUACUAGAGUCCGUGGCGAAAGAGAAAGAAGAGAAGAAACGAGUGGUAAAAGUGCCUCAGGAACAGGAUGAGAUCCCUCUAUUCUAUUCAGACAUUAUGCCGCUACUUGUUGACCAUGCGCCUGAUGUUGGAGAAGAUGCAUUUGUGUGGUUGGCAUCCCUGUUUCCGCUGGUUGCAGACAUAGCCAAUGGGAGAUUUACCUUUGAAACUCUUACAGCACCUACAGGAAAUCGUCUCCAUUUUCCUGCAUAUGAUAAAUAUCUGAAAGAGAUUGACAAAUGCAUUAGGUAUUUGCAAAAACAGGAGGUGCCAAAGGGUGUUGACCUAGCGGAUGACGAAUUAAUUUUGCAUGUCGAAGGAACUGCAAGCACACAAAGAGUAGUUCGUCAUAUUGGAGGAAAGAGCUGGCCUGGUAGACUCACCUUAACAAAUUAUGCUCUCUACUUCGAGGCUUCGGGAGUCAUUUCGUAUGAAGAUGCAAUUAAGAUUGACCUCUCAAAGGAAGCUGAACACACUGUGAAACCUGCUGCUACAGGGCCCUUCGGGGCUCCACUUUUUGACAAGGCUAUGGUGUACGAGUCCCCUGAACUAUCAGAGGGAAUUAUUCUGGAGUUUCCAGAGAUAACAAGCUCUACAAGACGUGACCACUGGCUAGCGCUUACAAAGGAGAUAAUGUUGAUGCACAAGUUUUUAUCCAGACAUAAGGUGGAGAGCCCAUCACAAGCGUGGGAACUACAUUCGCGGACAAUAUUGGGGAUCGUAAGGCUCCAUGCCGCAAGAGAGAUGCUGAGGAUAUCACCUCCUCUUCCCAGAAAUUUCUUGAUUUUUGCUUUGUUUGAUGAGUUACCAAAGGGUGACUAUGUGCUUGAAGAGCUGGCGGAGAGCCUAAAGAAGGAUGGAAGCAGACAACCAUGCAGUGCUAGUUCGAUAUUGAGGACUAUUAACAUGUCAAUAUUGAGGCUCCCAGAUACGGAAGUUGAAGAAGUGGGCAAGGCAUGUACCGCGGCUAGUGUCCAAGAAGACAACUACUUCUCAUUGAAGACAGCAAUCAACAAGGUUAGAGAGGAAGCAAGAGAAAUUGAAAUUGCAAAGGCUACCACGGAGGGGAGGAAAGAGGAAGGGAUCGGUGAUGGUGCCGCUGUUCUUAUGGAACUCUUAAAGCGACUUAAAGACGCCGUCCUGCCCAAAUUUCAAGAAAUACUAACAUGGCAAAGGCCAAUGACAACCCUCACCGUAAUUGCAGCAGCUCUUGUGAUAAUUUAUAUGGAGUGGAUCAAUAAGGCUAUAGCAGCUGGCUUGUUUUGGCUUGUAUUGAAGAUGCUCCAUGUGAGGAAAGAGAGGAAAGAAUACCAAAGAGAGGAGAUUGUAAUUUGCACAGCGUCUGAUCAGAGUACGGUGGAGAGCAUAGUAUCAGCUCAGCGUGGGCUACAAACAGUCCAUGAGAUGGUGCAGAAAGUAAACAUCACACUGUUAAAACUCCGGUCGAUAUUUCUUGGGAGGUCUCGUAAGCAUGCUGAGAUGGUGAUGAUGGCAACGUGCGCCGUGGCCAUUGUAAUAGCAGCGAUACCGCUGAAGUACAUCUUUAUGGGAGCCACAUUGUAUGGUUUCAUGGCGACAUCGAAGUGGGGGAAGCGCUCACAAGACGACCGUACGAAGAGACGGCUCAACGAAUGGUGGGACUCCAUAUCGGCUGUGCCUGUGCGCAUCGUCGACAAAGCUGAGGACUGUCCUGUCGACGACAGUAAGCUCUCGUAGUAUCGAUGAGCGCUCGCAUCUUCUCAUCACUGCUUGAAUUUCAAAGAUUCCGAUCUUGAAACACCCGCUCUUUUUACGGGUUGCUAUGUGUAUAAUGCAAGCAAGCAUGAGCAGAUCUUCCUUCUAGCGACAACGAUGCUUUUUAUGAGUCCUUUUAGUAUCAAAACAUGUGUUUGUCCUCGAAGUAUGGAGAAUUGCAAACAUGCGUUCCUAUUUAGCAUGUGAUAAAGAGUAUUGUUAAAGAAA